AUGUGGAAGGAGUUUUUUUGCCGUGGUGCAUGGUUGUACUGGUCGUGGCCUGGUGUGAUCCUCAUAUGUGCUACCACCUGGUACCAAGUCCACUUAGACGUGGUGAUCAAUUCUUGGUUUGGAGACUUUUACGACUUGAUACAGAAAGCUCUGUCCAAAGAGUCAGAUGUGUCAAAAAGUGAAAUCUAUGGCUACUUGUUCACCUUUUCCAAAAUUGCGGGCACCUACAUCGUGGUGGCGGUCCUGUCUGUUUUCUUCACCAAGCACUGGACCUUCCGGUGGCGGCAAGCCAUGAAUGAUUUCUACAUUAAGCGCUGGAGAGACCUCCGCCACAUUGAGGGGGCCAGCCAGAGAGUCCAGGAAGACACCCGCCGCUUCGCCAUCAUGGUGGAAGACAUUGGGGCCACGCUCCUACAGUCGCUCAUGACUCUGGCAGCCUUCCUGCCCAUCCUUUUUGAACUGUCCAAGCCCGUGACCUCGCUGCCCCUGAUAGGGGAGCUGCCACAUGCCAUGGUGGUUCUUACCAUUGUUUGGGCCCUGCUAGGCACCGUGGGAUUGUCCCUAAUUGGCAUACGGCUGCCAGGGCUGGAGUUCCAGAACCAGCUUGUCGAGGCAGCGUUCCGGAAAGAACUAGUUUUCGGUGAAGAUAAGGAGGACCGUGCGCAGCCAGAAGUCGUGGAAGGACUUUUUGGGGCUGUGCGGGAGAGCUACUUCCAGCUCUACUUCAACUUCAUGUACUUUGACUUUGCCAAGUGGUCCUAUCUGCAGUUUGGGGUAAUUGUCCCAUACCUGGCGCUAGUUCCCUGUAUUGCAGAUGGCGGCAUCACUCUCGGGCAAAUGCAGAGGCUCGUGAAUGCGUUCAGCAGUGUGGAGCGCUCCCUUCAGUUCUUGGUUCGCAACUGGGCCCAGAUCGUCGAGUUGAUUUCUGUGUACAAGCGGCUGCGCCUCUUCAGCCUCACCCUCUCUGACGAGGCGAUCAUGCCUUUCUCCCUUUGCGGGAUGUUUUCCCAGGACGACGGCGAUUCCGAGUCUGGCGCAUCCAAGCAAGACUACAUCGAGCUGGAUAACAUGUCUACGGGCUCGGACAAGCCUUAG
Symbiodinium pilosum is the source of this 1095-nucleotide messenger RNA. Lineage: Eukaryota; Dinophyceae; Suessiales; Symbiodiniaceae. The record is from the annotation of a GenBank genome assembly.